GAGAUUAAAUGGGUGAGAACGGGAUAUGAAGGGAGAUUGGAGAAGAAGGGUAACACAACACACCAUCUUCCCCUAUCUUUUUGCUUUGGCCGACCAUUAAAGAGGGAGUUUCAUCCUUUCUCUUACUCCCUCUCUCUCCUUUUGCUAUACAAACAACCACAGGUCCUUCUUGGAUUUUCUCUUCACUCUGUUUUCUUUCUUUUUUUUUCUUUUCCAUUUCAAUAAAAUUUCCCAUUUUCAAUUCAAUUUAACUCGGGGUUUUAUAUUGAUUAAGAUUGUGCUGUUGCAUCAUGGCUCGGGUCUUAGUUCAAUCCACUGUGCCUUUCUUUAAUUGGUGCUCGGAAAAAUGGCUCAUCUCAAGGAGCUGGCAAAUCGAAAAGGUCAAUAAAGAUGAUGUGCAGCUUACAAGCACCUGGAUUGAGAAUGAGAAGCUUCUCAGGGUUGCGAGGCUCUAAUUGUUUAGACUCUAUGGUUAGAUCUGGUCAAGAUUUCCACUCCAAGGUGGCACUAACAAUAUCUUCAUGGCGAGGAAAGGCCAGCCGAUGUGUCCCGAAAGCAAUGUUUGAGCGCUUCACAGAAAAAGCAAUUAAAGUCAUUAUGCUUGCUCAAGAGGAAGCUAGACGCCUAGGCCACAAUUUUGUGGGCACUGAGCAGAUUCUCUUGGGCCUUAUUGGUGAAGGCACUGGUAUUGCUGCAAAGGUUCUUAAAUCCAUGGGAAUCAAUCUUAAAGAUGCGCGAGUGGAAGUAGAGAAGAUAAUUGGAAGGGGCAGUGGAUUUGUAGCUGUGGAGAUUCCAUUCACUCCUCGUGCAAAGCGUGUUCUAGAGCUCUCUCUGGAGGAAGCUCGUCAACUUGGCCAUAACUACAUUGGAUCUGAGCACCUACUACUUGGGCUGCUUCGGGAAGGUGAAGGUGUAGCAGCCCGUGUUCUUGAGAAUUUGGGUGCUGAUCCAAGUAAUAUCCGGACACAGGUUAUACGUAUGGUUGGUGAAAACAAUGAAGUUCCUGCUAAUAUUGGAGGAGGAUCUAGUAGCAACAAGAUGCCAACACUGGAGGAGUAUGGAACCAACUUGACAAAGCUUGCGGAGGAGGGCAAAUUGGAUCCAGUCGUUGGAAGGCAGCAACAAAUAGAAAGAGUCGUCCAAAUUUUAGGUCGGAGAACUAAGAACAAUCCAUGUCUUAUUGGGGAACCUGGUGUUGGAAAAACAGCAAUUGCAGAAGGUCUUGCUCAACGUAUUGCUAGUGGUGAUGUUCCUGAGACAAUUGAGGGGAAGAAGGUAGUUUGAUGUUUCUUCUACUUG
This is a messenger RNA of Carica papaya (papaya), 1299 nucleotides long. The record is from RefSeq and is a predicted model, not a curated record. Lineage: Eukaryota; Viridiplantae; Streptophyta; Magnoliopsida; Brassicales; Caricaceae.